AUGGAGAUGGAGGGAGAGCAGGAUCAGAGACUCUUUCCGGCGCCCUUCCAUGUCCGAAAGGACCCUCCCAUCUUGUUCCCGUUCAUGAUCACCAACCCUGUGGAUCAGCUCCAAGGGCAAAGCAGCUAUGGAGAUCAGCACUUGAGGCAGCAGCAUGUUUUGUCUGAAUCUACUCAACAGUUCACCGAUCGGAUGAUGAUGAACCGAUCAGAAGUCUUCCCUACUAGGCCAUCGCCGUUCCGGCAGACUAUCCAAAGCAUCGAUGGUGACAUGAUCCAGCGAUCUGCAUAUGAUCCAUAUGAUAUAGAGAAUAAUAAGCACAUCGAAGGAUUGCGCAGCGGCGGCUGGACAGUGUCGUCGUCACCGCCAGCAGCAAAGAUGAAGAUCAUGCGGAGGAAGGCAACGAGCGAGUAUCCCGAGGGCGGUGGUGGGGCAGCAAGAAAGCCAAGGAGAAGACCACAAGCGCACCAAGAUGACAGCCAGCUACUGCAGCAUCAGCAGCAGGCUAUGGGUGUCGUUAGAGUGUGCUCCGACUGCAACACCACAAAGACCCCCUUGUGGAGGAGUGGUCCUUGUGGCCCCAAGUCUCUUUGCAACGCAUGUGGCAUAAGGCAAAGGAAGGCGAGGCGGGCGAUGGCGGCCGCCGCGGCAGCUGCUGCCAGCGACGGAGGCGCUCCACAAGCGGCCACCCAGCAGCCGAAGCCGGCCAAGAAGGAGAAGAGGUCGGACGUCGACCGGUCGUCUCUGCCGUUCAAGAAGCGGUGCAAGAUGGUAGUUGUCGAUCAUGCUGCUGGUGGUGCAGCCACUGAAGCGACGACGACGACGCCAGAAACCGCUGCUCCGACCAAGGAUCAAUUGGAUCAUCACGUCUCCAGUGACAAGCAGGUUAAUGGCCAUGCCGCGACGAGUCUUCAGAGCAAGAUCGUCGCCACUCCUCCCCAGGCGAUGUCGUCGUUUCAUGCCUUCCCGGCUGACGAGAUCACUGACGCCGCCAUGCUGCUCAUGACCCUGUCCUGUGGGCUUGCUCGUCCGCAGCUAGCCAUGGCUUCUAGCUAG
Miscanthus lutarioriparius is the source of this 1056-nucleotide messenger RNA. Lineage: Eukaryota; Viridiplantae; Streptophyta; Magnoliopsida; Poales; Poaceae. The record is from the annotation of a GenBank genome assembly.